AAAAUUAGAACAUUCCCACAUCCGCAUAUCCUUGAAAUAUGAAUAUUAACCGUGCUUUGAAUAAUCAUGAUUUUAUUAUUGCAUUAUUAAUGAUUGCAUUGCCUUUAAUCUUAAAGAUUUUAAGAAUAGCUUUGAGUAUUAACCUUUAGCAUAUAGUACUAAAGUUAGAAUAGUCUAGCAGGCUUAGAGAUAUGAUUCCAUUGUAUAUGGGUUUUGAUAGUUGACUUUUAAAUGUCAUGUGCAAAUUUAGCAGGCUUGGAGUUUUUUCGGUAUGUAUGUAUGUAUGUGUGUUUUUUAACUUUUGCUUUGCAGAGACACCUGGGGAGAAAAACAGGAUGUCGGGGCAGGGUGAAAUAACGGUCAUAGCUAUUUAUAACAGGAUGAACUUCUAAAACAGAAGUACAACUUUCCAUCGAACGGGUCUGGUGAACCUUUAAGAAAGAAGUAAAACUUUCCAUCGAACAGGCCCCCACCAAACUGCACAUAUAUAUAUUUUGGGUCAGAGGGAGAGGGAGAAGAGAUCAACCGCUUCUCGGGGGAUUUGUUUCUGCAUUGGUGUUGUGUAAAGACAGGGACAGUUUUUGACCCAGAGCUCUGUAAUAUUUCAUUUGAGAUACUUAUUAAAAAUAAUUUGAUUUGAGUUACGUGUCUGAUCUCCUCAUUAAGAACAUGCAGGACGAUUAAAGUCCAACAAUUGGUGACCCCAUCGACGUGAUGAGGAGGACUGGACAUCAUUGAUUUUUCUUCUCGACAUUCCACUUGCGCAAAAUAGGAAAGGUAAGCAGAUACCUGUUAUAUCAAAAUUCUGCUUUAUUUAAAUGUCGUGAAGAAUAAUUAAUGAUACAAUGAUUAUUGUCAUUUUUAUCUAAAUUGUAUAUCUCAAAUGAACUAUUAAAUGUGUCAAUUAAAUAAAAAGGGAAGUAACAAUAAUACGAUUAAAAUAAAAUAAAAGAAAAAUAGUAAAAUAAAAGAAAAAUAAGAAUAAAAAAAAAAACAAUACAAGGAAUUAAUAACUGGUCCGGGACCAGGCGCGUUUGGAACGCGGAGAACGCAGAGUUGGAAACCCGGCACUGACGAGUGUCCUUAACCUCCGGGUUUAAAUUCCCUGGAAAAUGGUUCAUUCCAGAAACUGAGGAUCCGGGAUCCGGACGUGGUCACGUACCACGUUUUUUAGCGUAGUAAAAUUGGACGCGUGUUCCGGGAACACGUAGCGGUUUUUAUUGUUUCCGCAGGAUAAAAUUACAUUAGAUUAGGAUAGUGUUCUGGGAACACGUUGCGGUUGGACCGUGGGAAUAAAAUACAGUAGAAUAGGACUUAGUGUUCUGGGAACACGUUGCGGUUGGACCGCGGGAAUAAAAUACAGUAGAAUAGGACUUAGUGUUCUGGGAACACGUUGCGGUUGGACCGCGGGAAUAAAAUACAGUAGAAUAGGACUUAGUGUUCUGGGAACACGUUGCGGUUGGACCGCGGGAAUAGAAUACAGUAGAAUAAGACUUAGUGUUCUGGGAACACGUUGCGGUUGGACCGCGGGAAUAGAAUACAGUAGAAUAGGACUUAGUGUUCUGGGAACACGUUGCGGUUGGACCGCGGGAAUAGAAUACAGUAGAAUAGGAUUUAGUGUUCUGGGAACACAGAGCGGUUGGACCGCGAUACAUAGAGAUUGAAGUGGGUUUCAUACCCGAGAAAGUGGUCAGGGACCACGGGCAACGCAGCGGUUGGACCGCAUAAAGAGAAAGUGAAAGUGGUAAGAAAGCCACGAAAUAGUCGAAAAUACGAAGAGAAUAUUGGUAUUUGAAAAAGUUUUAUUGUAAGCAAUAUUGUUAAGUUGUGCUAAAGAAUAGGAAUUUGAAACUUACUGAAGAUUGUACGAAAUGGCUGCUUAUUUUUAAAUGUGCUGUUUAUUUGCGCUGUUUGCUACCGGUAUAUUAUCAGCUUUACUAAGGACUGACAGCAAAUAACAUUGAGAGGAAGAAUAAACGAGAUAUUCAGGGUAAGACAUAUUUUAGUGGAAGAUAACAUGAAGACUCUUAAAGAGCAAUGGGAGGCAGCCGUAGAACAGCUUUUGAGUGGGUUAGAAGAAAGAGAAAGGCUCAAAAAGACUCAGAAAUUGCAAGAAAUGUAUGAAGAAUGGAAACAACUUAAGGGUUACGAAGAUAGGACGAAGACAAAUUUGAAAGAGCAAGUAAUUGUUCAAGAAAGUGAAGCGCACAGGAAGUUUCAGAGAGAGGACAAAAAGGAAGUGGGGUUUCUAGCUAGAAAGAAGCAUGACAAGGAAGUGAAGAGACUACGUGAAGAGUUUCAUUUGUGGCAUAGUAUGGCAGUUAGUUGUGUGGCUUUGGUACAGUUGGAUAGAGAGAGACAAGAGACAGAAAAGAAAGUAGAAAUAAAAAAGAGUGACCUUAAAGAGAAGGAAGCAAACAAAAUUCAAGAGGGGAGGGAAAUAGCAUCCAUAUAUCCAGCACUGCCACCCACUGCUCCACCUCCAUAUGCCCCGCCCCAUACACAGUUGCCAGUAUUUGAAGUACAAAAGGGUGUGUUGGACAUGGAGCAGCGGGAGGGAAAUCGCUGGAAAAUAAAAUCAGGGAAAUUAAAUUUAAUAACAGAAAACGAGACAGAGGAGAGAGAAAUAGCACGAGAAACAGCUGAAUUGAUGAGAACACAUAGAGAGCAAGCGGCACAGGCAGAACAGAAGAUGGCAGCUCUGGAGAAAGAACUGAGGGAACAAUGGAAUAGCGUAGUACAGGAAAGGACAUUUCAACCCGGAGCACAAAGCACCCCAGGAGAAACAUUGAGUAGCAGAUUCAUAACAGUGGACGAGACUGGGAGUCAGAUAGAGGUUGAAGAACAGGGAACAUAUCCAGUUGAAAUAUGAACAGGAAUGUAGGGAACUACAUCUCAUUCGUAGGGUACCUAAUAUCUGCCCCCUAGUGGAGACAAUUGGAAAGGUAGAAUACAAACCAUGGUCAUUCACAGACAUGGGAGCUAUCCUUGCAAAGCUACCUCAUAUCACGAGUGGUGGGGGUAAAUGGAUAGGGAAGGUAAUAACUUUGACACAAGGGCAUACGUUGGCGAUCGGAGACCUUAGAGCAUUAUUGGGACAGGUACUGACUGUAGGACAGAUUACGGAAAUUGAGCGAGAGGCAGGAACGGUAGGAUUAUAUGAUGACUAUCCAUACUGUCGAGUUGCAUCAGAUUGGGGAAAGGCACUGCGAAAGCUGUACCCAGCGCCAGCAGGCACCCUUUACAAUAUAAAAUUUUCUCCAAAAGGGGAAGAAACAGCAGCAGCAUAUCUGAGUCGAUGCAAAGGAGAGUGGGAAGAGCAAACAGGGGCUCAUCCACAUUCAGAUAGAAUACAGGAACAGAUGUUCAGAGCUGCUGUAUUGGAAGGGACUCCUAAAUCUGUACAGGAUGAAAUAAAAGCCAACCCCGACUUACCAGGUGCUUUAUGUGAGGUUUGGGAACGACAUUUCCUUCAUCACAUGUCUAGGGCGAACGAAAAAGAAAAGGUAGGGGAAGUAGAGGAAUUGAAAAAACAGUUGCUAAAAUUACAGUUGCAGGAAGCAAGAUCUAAAUUAAAUGAAGAAAAAGGGAAAAAGAAGGAUAUACAAAUGGUAGUUCAGGAGAUGAAAGCCCCUCCAAGAUAUAACAAAGAACAGGAAGCUGACCCAUCAAAUGUUAUAUGGGAGAGAACCACCCAAAGACCAAUGUAUUACUCCAAUAGAGGUAGGGGUGGGGAUUACAAUAGGGGGAGGGGAAGAGUGCAGUAUCAGGAAGGGUGUUUCCGUUGUGGUCGUCCGGGACACUUCGUCCGUGAUUGUCGGCAACCUGAACUCGGAGCCCAACAGAGACCGUCUCGGGGCAGAGGCCAUAACCCACACAUGGCCCCUAACGUGGAAAAAGCACCACGACCACACUCGCAGUACCCUUUGUCCACUGGAGGGGAAAGGGAGUGGUACUGAGACAGCUUACGGAACGACCUCAGCAGGGUCAGGGCGGAACCCUUGCUGACUUUGGAGGUAAACACACGUCCUGUUGAAUUCCUGGUGGAUACUGGGGCAACAUACUCCACACUGAACUUUGAACUUCCAAAAAAUCUUAUUUCAGACGAAACCACUGAAGUAAGGGGGUUUUCCGGGGCUAUAACUAGACUGCCAUUCUCCAAAGAACUCACAGUGCAGUGCAUGAAAAAACAAUCACUGACUCACUCUUUUCUGCUGUCAUAUUCCUCACCGACAAAUUUGUUGGGAAGAGACUUGCUAGUGAAACUUGGAGCUGAAAUCCUAUGCAGCCCGGAGGGGAUUAUAGUAACUGUGAAAAAUGGUAUCACCAUGAACUGUUCCAUCAUGUCCACAAUGAGAACACAUGGACAAUGGUUACUUUCUGCAAACACCUCUCCACAGGGAGCUGACAUUUACUGGGGGAGGGUGCUUCUGGGGGACACAGGUAACACCCUGAAAGAUCUGUACUCUCAAUGGGAACCUUGGAUAUUGUCAUUAGCGCCAUACACCCAGCUAAUAGAUCCACUGCAUGUCACUCUGUUUUAUGAUAGAACACAAGAGUACUGGUACCAAGAACAAUUUGAUAACAUUGCAGGAGAACAGUGGGAAAUUUUUGGGGCAGGAAUACUGAUAGGCAAAGAGGGAGUGGCAGGUAUUGUAGAACUUACCCCCGAACAGGAACAAUGGUAUAAAAUGAGGGAAGAGGCAUCACCCCAUAUAUCAUUGUUAGUACACCCCCAACACCAAGCUAAAGAUCUAGGACCAAUGGUAAAGAAGGGAAUACACUUAACAGAUUGGAGGGAAACCCAACUUCCUGGUGUAAAAUAUUCAUCUAGCUCAGGGUAUUAUUUGAUCACACAGGAAACAAAAGACACUGUAGUGUUGGAACACGAAUGGCUCACAAGAUGGCAUGGUAGGGAGAAAAGUGAUCAUGAAGAUGCUGAAACAAUGUUGAAAAGUUUGCCCGACCAGUUAUGGACUCAGAGUCCCACAGAUGUAGGGUUUUGUAAAAAUUACCCAGAAAUUUCGUUCGAGCUGACAUGUGAUGAUCCAAUUUGGAGGCCUCAGUAUAAGCACAAACCAAAGGCAGAGGAAGGUAUCAAAGAUACCAUUGAAGGUUUGUUAACCGCAGGGGUUUUAGAGUAUGCUGAUUCCAAUUGAAACACACCCAUUCUGCCUGUGGAAAGACAAAACACAGGAAAAUUCAGAAUGGCACAUGAUUUGAGAACAAUCAAUCAAAUCAUGAAAACUCCAACUUUACCUGUUCCAAACCCAUACACUUCUCUGAAUGAAAUCACUCAAAAUCAAUCAUGGUAUACUUGCAUCUAUCUCGCUAAUGCUUUCUUCUGUUUACCCCUUGCAGAGCAUGUGAGAAACAUUGUUUGACCAUACUCACCGGACAAUCUGUGGUAGCUUUUGUGAAUUCGUCAUCAUUUACAUUUUCCACUCUGAGACAAAGAAAGUUGGAAAACUGUCUCGCACAACCAAAUUUGGUUUUCACGCAUGAGGGCAUAAACAUGGCCUCAUAUUGGACAGAAGGAGAACCCCAUGACUGUUGUAUGACCGUGGAAAGGGAAGAGAAAAUUAGACCAGAUUUGUUGACAAAAAUCAUUCCAGAGGGAGUUAUGGUGUUUUCAGAUGGAUGCUGUUUCAGAGAUUCGAAUGCAACACUGAGGUCAGGAAUAGGUAUUGCAGCACUGGAAGAGGAAGACAUUGAAAUAUUGAUAGCAGAACCUUUACAGGGACAUCAGUCAGCUCAGAGAGCAGAAAUUGUGGCAAUGACAAAGGCGCUAGAGUGGGGAGAAGGAAAAAUAAUUAACCUUUUUAGUGACUCUACCUAUGCAGUGGGUGCAGUUGUAACAGAAUUGCCUAAGUGGAAAAGAUGUGGUUUUAUGGCAGCUAACAACAAACCUAUUAAACAUCAGGAAGACAUCAUAGCAUUAGCAACAGCUAUUAUGAAACCCAAGCAGGUGGCGAUCAUAAAAUGUAAAGGUCAUGAUACCAGUAACUGAGAUGCGGCACAAGGUAACCAGAUAGGACAUGGCGGCAAAGCAAGGUGCAGGGUACAUUACACAAAUGGUGUUACAAGAUGCGGAACAGGAAGGUACCAAUAACAUUUUACCUGACCCAGACAUAGCAGUAGAACAACACAAAGCCUCACCUGAGGAAAAAUCUAUGUGGCUUCACAAAGGGGCGGUACAUUUAGACAAUGGCUGGGUGGGACCUGACGUAAACUAGUUAUUCCACCUAGUAUGAUAGAACCCCUUAUCACUCAAGCACACACCCCCUAACAUGUUGGAAUCAAACAAACCAUUUCCAAUCUUAACCAGUGGUGGCACCAAUACCUGGCUGCUACAGUUAAAGAAUUUAUCGCUAACUGCAGGGUGUGCUCCAUACACAAUGUACGCGCUGGAGUGAAAUGUGCCGCAGGAGUCUUCCCGCCACGGGGACCUGGUGAGGAAGUGGUUAUCGAUUACACAGACCUGGGGGAGAGAGUGGAAGGUAAACGUUAUCUUUUAGUUUUCAUGAAUGUGUUUUCAGGUUGGCCAAAGGAGUGGCCCACGGGGAAGGAAGAUUCGAUUUCGGUGAUUAAGUGUUUGAUUAACCAAUAAAUUCCGCGUUACGGUUUUCUGCUAAUAAAUCGCUCAGACAACGGUACACAUUUUAAGAAUGCGGAUUUACAAAAGGUUGAGAGUGCACUGGGAUUGCGUUUCCGUUUCGGGACCGUAUACCAUCCUAAAUGACAGGGAAAAGUUAAACGUAUGAAUCUUAACCGCAUGACCUCAUUUAAACCAUUUGAACUUCUGACGGGUCGUUCAUUUCCUGGUCCGUUCAACCCAGUGCACCCUGAACAAAUAAAAAUCUUGAUCACAGAACAUAAUUAACCAAACUGAAUGAUAUUGUUUCAAGUUUUUCCAAACAGAAAACCAUCUCUCAUGCACAUCUCUCCAGAUGCAGAAAUCAAUAAUUGGCGGAUUGGGUGCUCCUAAGGGAUAUGGUAAGAUUGGACCUGCAGGAACUGCAGGACCAAAAGGGGGAAUCCAACACAGGGGAACAACAGCAGGUUGACAUUUCUCAAAAGAACACAAAAGUAACACACAAAGAACUAAAGGGGGACUUAUUAAACAGUCCAGAACAUGAACUCAAAAAACACUGUGAAGAACAAAGGGUAAAAAAGUUGGCUAUACCUAGGAUUGGGUGUGGUUUGGACAGACUAGAGUGGGAAAAAGUAAGGGAUUUAAUCAAAGAAGAGGUCCAAAACACAGAAAUAAUCAUUACUGUGUAUGUAAGGGAAUAAUAAGUGAAAAAAGGGAGAUUGGGAUUGUGAAGUAUUUUACUAUUUUUUAAAUAUUUUACAUUUUUAUUUUGAUAUUUUUCAGAUAUUUUCCAUUUUGAGAGUUUUUAAAUAUUUUACGUUUUUCUAUUUCAUGAUUUUCAAAUAUUUGACACUUUUCUAUUUUCAGAUUUUAAGAUUUCACAUUUCAAUAUUUUACAACUUCCAAGUAUUUUACAAUUUACUAUUUUUGGUGGUUUUUAAAGGUGUUACAUUUGAUCAUUUUCAUGAGUUUCAAGUAUUUUACACGUGACUGUUUUUGAGCAUUUCAAAAAUUUUACAUUUUUCUACAUAUUGUGAUUUUUCAAGGGUUUUGCAUUUUACAAUAUUUUAUGAUUUUCAAAGGACUUACAUUUUAAUAUAUCCUUUUGUGAGCAUUGUUGAAAAUAUUUUGAUGACAUAUAUUCUUUCAGGGGUAUUUUCGGAGACAUCAUAACAUCGUUUUGCAUUUUUUAUAGAUUAUUUUACAAGGACAUUUUGAAGAUAUUUUACAAUUAUUUUGAAUUAACAUAGAUUCUUUUGCUAUAGUGUUGUGUUUGACAGUUUUACUUUUAACGUGUGUGUUUUGAAAUUAUUUCACAUCCAGUUUGACUAUAUUUUACAGCCUUCAUCUAUAUCUUUACAAAUGUUUCAUAAUUCUUUUAUUUCUGGGAUAUUUUACAUUUUUAUUAAUUGACAGUUUUAGAGGAGUAUUUACUAUAUUUUGGUUAUAUUUGAGUGUGUGGAGGAUAAACUUUUGCUAUAUUUUACAGGACGUUUAUAAUACAUGUUCACCAAAUAUUUCACAGUUCUUUUAUGAUAAUCUAUAAGGUUUAAUAAUAAGAGGUGCACGAAGAUAAUGUAUAUUGUAUAAGGUUUGUGCCUAUCUUCUUAAAAUAUUUUCAAGCAGAGAUAAGAUUUACAAGAAUUCAUAUAUUUGCGGUAGUGCCUGUUUAAAAUAAAUAAACAAAUAACUAAUCUGACAAAAAUUCAGGAAUCGAUAACCCAUUCAAUAGCUGGAUGACAAAAUGGUUUGGGCAAUACAGUGCGCUGAUCACUUCAUUAUUAAUGUCCAUCGCAGUGGCCGCGGCGAUACUUGUAACCUGCGGGUGUUGUUGUAUUCCAUGUAUCAGAUCUUUGUGUAACAGGUGGAUCGUGAAGACGGUGGAGGGGAAGGAUCCUCCACCGUAUCAGAUGCCACUGCUGGGAGCAGUAGGGCUAAACGAAGAAGAACCAAAGGAGGAGGAGUCAGAGGUUGAUCUCCUGUAAAGGAGAUCAAAAGGGGGAAUGAAGGAAAAUUAGAACAUUCCCACAUCCGCAUAUCCUUGAAAUAUGAAUAUUAACCGUGCUUUGAAUAAUCAUGAUUUUAUUAUUGCAUUAUUAAUGAUUGCAUUGCCUUUAAUCUUAAAGAUUUUAAGAAUAGCUUUGAGUAUUAACCUUUAGCAUAUAGUACUAAAGUUAGAAUAGUCUAGCAGGCUUAGAGAUAUGAUUCCAUUGUAUAUGGGUUUUGAUAGUUGACUUUUAAAUGUCAUGUGCAAAUUUAGCAGGCUUGGAGUUUUUUCGGUAUGUAUGUAUGUAUGUGUGUUUUUUAACUUUUGCUUUGCAGAGACACCUGGGGAGAAAAACAGGAUGUCGGGGCAGGGUGAAAUAACGGUCAUAGCUAUUUAUAACAGGAUGAACUUCUAAAACAGAAGUACAACUUUCCAUCGAACGGGUCUGGUGAACCUUUAAGAAAGAAGUAAAACUUUCCAUCGAACAGGCCCCCACCAAACUGCACAUAUAUAUAUUUUGGGUCAGAGGGAGAGGGAGAAGAGAUCAACCGCUUCUCGGGGGAUUUGUUUCUGCAUUGGUGUUGUGUAAAGACAGGGACAGUUUUUGACCCAGAGCUCUGUAAUAUUUCAUUUGAGAUACUUAUUAAAAAUAAUUUGAUUUGA
This is a messenger RNA of Paramisgurnus dabryanus, 9245 nucleotides long. RefSeq lists its product as uncharacterized. The record is from RefSeq and is a predicted model, not a curated record. NCBI's taxonomy places the organism in Eukaryota, Metazoa, Chordata, Actinopteri, Cypriniformes, Cobitidae. Gene Ontology annotation, molecular function: nucleic acid binding; zinc ion binding.